GCACCGACCCUUCGUCGCCGAGCGCCUCCUCGAGCGCGCCGCCCGUGGCGUCCGAGCCGGCGGCCCCCGAGCAGCGAGCCACGCCCCCCGGUUCCGUGCGCGCGGUCUGGCUCUCCAUCGACCCUCGCUCUGGGCAGGUGCACUUGUACCCGGCAGAGGCAGUGGCGCGCCUGGAGCGUGCCCACCAGGGGGGCGCGGCUGUACAGGUGCCGUUGGCUGGCCUCGGUGGACACUUGGAGCAGAAGGACGGGGCAGUGACCAUGCUGGCCACUUGGGCCAGAAGAGGUCCUGGGCUCAAUGAGAAGCACGGCCGCGAGCUGGGGCAGUGGGCGUUGAAGCCUGAGCCUUGCGCCGCGACCUGCCGAUUCGGAGAGCAGGAGAAAAUCGUGGCGCUGCAGGACAAGUCGUGGUGCUGCAGGGAAAACGUCGUGGCGCUGCCGGAACAAGUCGUGGCACUGCAGGAUAAAAUCGUGGCGUUGCAGGAGGAAGUCGUGGCGCUGCAGACAAGUUAUCGUGGCGCUGCAGGGCAAGAAGUCGUGGCGCUGCAGGAAAGAGUCGCGGCGCUGCAGGAGAGAGUCGUGGAAAAAGUCGCGGCGCUGCAGGAAAGAGUCGCGGCGCUGCGCUGCAGGAAACAGUCGUGGCGCUGCAGGAAGAAGUCGCGAUGCUACAGGAAGUCGUGGCCCUGCAGAGCACAAGUCGUGACGCUGCAUGCAACAAUCGCGGCGCUGCAGGACAAAAAUCGCGGCGCUGCAGGCAGAAACGUCGUGGCGCUGCAGGAAUUUUCGUGGCGCUGCAGGAGAAAGUCGCGGCGCUGCAGGAAAAGUGGUGGGCUGGACAAGUCUCGGCGCUGCAACAUAACAGUUGGGGCGCUGCAGAAAGAAGUCGUGGCGCUGCAGGAAGAAGUCGUGGUGCUGCAGGACAAAUCAAAAGUCGUGGCGCUGCAGGGAGAAGUCGUGGCGCUGCGGGAAACUGUCGCGGCACUGCAGGACAACGUCGUGGAAGAUGUCGUGGCGCUGCAGGGGAAAGUUGUGGCGCUGCAGGAAAAGUCGCUGCGCUGCUGCAACAAAUCGUGGCGCUGCAUGGAGUCUGCAGGAAAGAGUCGCGGCGCUGCUGGGAAACUCGUGACGGACAAGUGGUGGCGCUGCAGGCAAAAAGCCGUGGCGCUGCAGGGGAAGUCUUGGCGCUGA
Molecule: messenger RNA, 1187 nt
Organism: Prorocentrum cordatum
Lineage: Eukaryota; Dinophyceae; Prorocentrales; Prorocentraceae
Source: the annotation of a GenBank genome assembly